CUGCUCCUUUUCAUCAGUGCGGCGUUUAGGCUUCUCCUGGCGGUAGUCUGCGCUGGUGUGGUGGCGAGGCCGGCGAUCGCAGCCAUGACAGCGGCUGAUGUUAAUCCAAAGGCCUAUCCCCUGGCAGACGCCCACCUCACCAAGAAACUACUGGACCUUGUUCAGCAAUCGUGUAACUACAAACAGCUUCGGAAAGGAGCCAAAGAGGCCACCAAAACACUGAACAGGGGCAUCUCUGAGUUCAGCGUGAUGGCAGCAGAUGCUGAGCCCUUGGAGAUCAUCCUGCACCUCCCACUUCUGUGUGAAGACAAGAAUGUCCCCUAUGUGUUUGCGUGUUCCAAGCAGGCCCUAGGGCAGGCCUGUGGGGUCUCCAGGCCUGUCAUUGCCUGUUCUGUCACCAUCAAAGAAGGCUCUCAGCUCAAGCAGCAGAUCCAGUCCAUUCAGCAUUCUAUUGAAAGGCUCUUGGUCUAA
Jaculus jaculus (lesser Egyptian jerboa) is the source of this 471-nucleotide messenger RNA. RefSeq names its product NHP2-like protein 1. Gene Ontology annotation, biological process: mRNA splicing, via spliceosome; maturation of SSU-rRNA. Bases 85 to 471 code for a protein of 128 amino acids. NCBI's taxonomy places the organism in Eukaryota, Metazoa, Chordata, Mammalia, Rodentia, Dipodidae. Gene Ontology annotation, molecular function: RNA binding. The record is from RefSeq and is a predicted model, not a curated record. The transcript has a single exon. Gene Ontology annotation, cellular component: U4/U6 x U5 tri-snRNP complex; box C/D methylation guide snoRNP complex; precatalytic spliceosome.